CUGGAGGAACACAGCAGGCCAGGCAGCACCAGGGAAGCAGGAAAGUCGACGUCGCGGGCUGGGACCCUUCUUCAGAAAGUUGUCGUUGUGCAACCUGCAGAGAGCCCCUGGAGCUGACCCUCGGGGCGGCUCCUGAUUGGCUGACGUUGACCCCGUGCUGACCCAUGCACCUCCUCUCCAUAGAUACCGAGUCCUACCGACCGGCCGCCAUUUUGAAGCUAGCGGCGGUGACCGGAUCUUUGCGGCCGGAGGCGGCGGUUGCUGCUGCUGGACAACGGGAGGAGAAACUAAGGUGAAGCCGGCGGACGGAGCCCCGAGUCUUGGGCUUGUUCGAGCGCCUUAAACUUUCUUCGCGCUCCGUCUGUCCGGCCGCGGUGCUUCUGAACCCACUUCGCCGGGAUGAGUGACUCGGAGAACAGGACGGACGGCAUCGAGCCGAAGAAGGAGGGCGGCAGCGUGCUCAACAGGAUGAAGAGCAGGAAAAACCCGGAGCCCGAGGGCCUGACCCCCAUCACCGAGGCCGAGCUGCUGCAGCAGGACUCCAUCAACCCUCUCGAUGUGCUGUGUCUGCAGAGCGCCACCGAGACUUACUUGUGCAAACCUGAAGACAACAUUUACAACAUCGACUUUACACGAUUUAAAAUUCGAGACAUGGAAUCUGGCACUGUUCUGUUUGAGAUUGCCAAACCACCAGCCUCAGAGCAAGAAGAUGACACUGAUGAUGAGAACGGCGAAAUAGAUACCAGCUCAGGACGUUUUGUUCGUUAUCAGUUCACUCCUGCCUUUUUGAGACUGAGAACAGUUGGUGCAACGGUAGAAUUUACAGUUGGAGACAAGCCUAUAAACAACUUCAGGAUGAUUGAAAGACAUUACUUCAGGGAGCGGUUGCUGAAAAGCUUCGAUUUUGAUUUUGGGUUUUGUAUUCCGAACAGCAGAAAUACUUGCGAGCAUAUAUAUGAAUUCCCGCAACUUUCUGAAGACAUCAGUAUGUAUUUCCAACUUCUUUAA
This is a messenger RNA of Rhincodon typus (whale shark), 1008 nucleotides long. RefSeq names its product protein unc-119 homolog B-like. NCBI's taxonomy places the organism in Eukaryota, Metazoa, Chordata, Chondrichthyes, Orectolobiformes, Rhincodontidae. Gene Ontology annotation, molecular function: lipid binding. Bases 400 to 1008 code for a protein of 202 amino acids. The transcript has 4 exons. Gene Ontology annotation, biological process: nervous system development; lipoprotein transport; cilium assembly. The record is from RefSeq and is a predicted model, not a curated record. Gene Ontology annotation, cellular component: cilium.